UCAGCUAAAGCGGUACUACAAACCAGUUGUUCUGUGUUCGUUUCGUUGCUAGGUUUCAAGAGUUUUGUUUACUCAACACAAGUUUAAGUUGUUUUUGCCUGUCAAAAAUAAAACUAGAUUAGAUUUGCUUUGCUUAAACUUAAGUUUAUUAGUAAUUGGACGUCCGUGGUUAAGUGCUUUCAUGUUAUCUUAGUAGGCAUCGUUCGUAGAACUUUUUAACUGUUACAUAACCUGAGUAUUAAGAAUCAAGACUUUUUUAAGUGUUGCAACAUAAUUUAUAUCAUAAAGUUUUACGACCUCUAGCCGAAAGAAAAAUAAUUGAAUAUGGAAUCUGUCAAAACAGCUGUGGUAACUGGAAGUAAUAAAGGAAUAGGGUAUGCCAUACUUAAAGGGUUAUGUGAGAAGUUUCCUGGGGUCGUUUACCUGACAGCAAGAGAUGUAAACAGAGGACAGGAAGCUGUGGCUAAACUCAACAAGUUGGGAUUCAAACCUGAGUUUCAUCAAUUGGACAUCACCGACAAGAAAAGCAUUUCUACAUUUGCAGAGUUUAUGAAAAAGAAACAUGGUGGGAUAGAUGUGUUGGUUAACAAUGCUGCAAUAGCUUAUAAGAAUAAUGCCACCGAACCAUUCAGUGAGCAAGCCGAAGUGACUGUUAAGGUGAACUACUUUGCCCUACUAGAUGUUUGCGAGGCUUUGUUUCCGCUGCUCCGUCCCAACGCCAGAGUGGUCAACUUGUCCAGUUCGUGUGGACAUCUGAGUAAGAUUCCGUCGGAAACUCUCAGGAAGCGCUUCAGCGACCCGAACCUCACAGUAGAUCAGCUGAACGUACUCAUGAAGGAGUUUGUUAAGUCAGCAGCAGCGGGCACUAACGAGGACGAUGGCUGGGGCUGCAGUGCCUACAAUGUGUCCAAGGUUGGUGUCUCAGCCUUAACCAUCAUCCAACAACGUCAGUUUGACGCAGACUCUAGACCCGGCAUUGUGGUCAACUCUGUACAUCCAGGUUACGUUGACACGGACAUGACCAGUCACAAGGGACCUCUCACUAUUGAACAAGGUGCAGAUGCUCCUUUGUACCUUGCCUUGCUACCAGUCUCUCCAGAUGUGCCGAAGGGACAAUACGUCUGGUGUGAUAGAAAGGUCACCAAGUGGACAGGGAAUUAACAAUGGCCUCUGCAAACCUCAUGAAUGUUAUCUGCACUUUCAGUACAUAGUAUAUUAUACUGCAAUGUUACAUGUCAUUAUAGCAUUAAGAUAUGACAUGAAUGUAUAUAAAUUUAAAUUAUCACAUUUUGGUAUGAUUAUGAAUUGUAACUAAAUAACCUCCAAUAUUUAUUAAUUAAAAUAUUUUCAAAAAUAUUUAAACUUAAUUAAAUAUACUGUAAAUUAGUGAAGAAGAAAAACUAUUCAAAAAUAAUAUUCUAAAGUAAAACGGUGUCUAAGUAGGAAAUAUUUACUAUGUACUUUCAAAGGUGUGAAGUAGCAUUGUUGGAGGAAAAGCUGAAACAAAGGAAGUAAAAAUGUGCUUGUGGUGGAAGAUCUAGAUACAGAUGGAUGUGGGAGCCAAGUCUCCAGUGAUUAAAUAGUCAAAAGUCUAGAAAAUUAAUAUUCAUAACAUAUAGAAAUAUCGAUGAUAAAGAAACCUCAAGAAGAAGAUAAGUAAGUAUUCAACAGAAAUUGGUAAUAUCAAACAUAAACAUUAAAAAAAACAUCAUUCAUUUCCAACCACCAUCUUUUGUCCAUUGUGAACUGUAGUAACAACCCUAUUAAUUGAAUUCAAAGAUACUGUAUAGCCUAAAUUCAAGUGACUGUUUCAAGCUAAGAACUUCUAGCCUAUUUUUUUUUACUUUCAUUACUUAGUAGCCUGUAUUAGUGUAAAUUAAGUUAAUUAGCCUAUCAGAAUUUCAUACCCGGCACCAACCAACCCCUAAAUUAAGAUCAUUGCUCUCCAAAUGGUUAUCUAGCCCAUCUAUAAAACCUAGACCAAAAUAUAAGUUAAUUGAGAUUAUUGUAAAAUAAGUUAUAGAACCAAAAUAUAUCUUGUUACUUUAUUGGAAUUUUGAUUAUCUAUUUUUAAGUAAAUUUAUAUUUAUAAAAUCUAGUAAUAAAGUGGAGUAAGUUGCAAUACAAGUUUGCAAUGCUAAGUAAUUAUACAUGAAUGUGAUAUAUAUUUUAUUAAAUGUUAUGCAAG
Messenger RNA from Macrosteles quadrilineatus (aster leafhopper), 2188 nucleotides. RefSeq names its product carbonyl reductase [NADPH] 1-like. The transcript is spliced from 7 exons. The record is from RefSeq and is a predicted model, not a curated record. Lineage: Eukaryota; Metazoa; Arthropoda; Insecta; Hemiptera; Cicadellidae. The coding region runs from base 325 to 1161 and encodes 278 amino acids. Gene Ontology annotation, molecular function: carbonyl reductase (NADPH) activity.